AUGAAAAUUUCGUCCGAAACCCCUUUUAUUCAUGAAUUACCACCCGUGAAUAUUAAUCAUUCUUCAAAAACUCCGAAUGGAACUUGCCAGGGACUGGGUCAAUCCAAAAGAAUUCCAAUCGAUUGCACUCCACUCGUGAAUCCGAAUUUAUCGAUUCUCACCAACACGCAUACGGAGAAACCAGCAGUGGAUGCGAGCCACACCUCGAACAGACUACCGAAUUCGAUCUCGGCCGAUAACAAGCUCAGUGUAAAUACACAAGUUCACACGAAAAAACCGAAAACCGGUUCAAAGUGCACGAAAACCAGAACAUGGUUCCGCCGGUUGUUCACUUGUCUACUCUCCCACGUCGGUCUGGCCGCCCUGGUUAUUAUCUACACCCUUCUCGGUGGAUUGAUAUUCUGUCAUAUAGAACGGGGCUAUGAAAAGGAAGUAAAAGCGCAGGUGGUGCGAAAUCGUACACGUCUUUUGAGUGAGCUCAUGCUCAUGUGGCGUGAAAGUCAGCUGGAACUUCUCCGAGAGUUGGCACUAGAUCUAAAAGAAUUGGAACGUGCUGUUCAGGCAGGAGCACACAGGAAAGCGGCCGGUUCCACAAGUGGGAUAAGCUCGAACACGCUCGAUGUUCUAAUCAAAGAUCACGCUGAUCGGGAGAAACUCCUGGCCGGUUUAGCAUGGUAUCUGAGGGGUUUAGGAUGGCCUCGACGCAUAUUGCCAUCUUCGUGGUUCCUCGACAAAUGGAACGUGUCCCAAAACCUGUUGAAUGGGGAUGACAGUACCCGGCUGACAACCACCACAAGCAGUGUGAGGUCGGUUGUGAACUCCUCUUCGGAAAUGAGACUUAUGAGUGAAAUAAACUAUACGAAACUGUCGGAAAUUAAUGAAAUGUUUUCACCGGAAUUGUUAAAUAUGACUCCGAGCCCGGUGAUUGUGGUCCGGUUAUUGGAGGAUGUUCUGCCGAUUAUUCUGAGCAUCAGUCGGAAAUUUGAGACCAAGCUGACCAAGUGGUCGGAUGAGUAUACGAAGUUGAUUGUGUCCGCAAUCAAAGAAGAGGGCUGGAACGGGGCUGAUAAUGAAGAAGAUUUGAAUUGGACAUUUGAAGGAAGUAUUUUGUUUGCAAUUACAAUCAUCACUACCAUAGGUGAGUUUUUCUGUUUUGAACCGAAUGCAAUUCAAUCACUGUUUUUCUUUUGCAAAACUCACUGUCCACGUGCUUAG
This is a messenger RNA of Echinostoma caproni, 1215 nucleotides long. NCBI's taxonomy places the organism in Eukaryota, Metazoa, Platyhelminthes, Trematoda, Plagiorchiida, Echinostomatidae. The record is from the annotation of a GenBank genome assembly.